GGCGGGAUGGGAAGGCCGGUUACUUAAAGGUUGGGGCGACCAAGGGGCCGUGGCCGCAGCCUGGGUCCUCACCGUCGCCAUGGCUCCGUACCGCUCCUCGCUGCUCUGCUGCGCGCUGCUCCUUCUGGCGCUGUGUGCACUGUCGCCGUCCCAUGCCGCCACCGCAUCGCGGGGCAGGGCCCAAGAGAGGGCGCCCCAAAGUCGGGUGUCUGAGGCGCGGCCCAGCACCAUGGUGGUGGAGCACCCCGAAUUCCUGAAGGCAGGGAAGGAGCCUGGCCUGCAGAUCUGGCGUGUGGAGAAGUUUGACCUGGUACCUGUGCCCCCCAACCUCUAUGGAGACUUCUUCACGGGUGACGCCUAUGUUAUCUUAAAGACGGUGCAGCUGAGGAACGGGAAUCUGCAGUAUGACCUCCACUAUUGGCUGGGCAAUGAAUGCAGCCAGGACGAGAGCGGGGCUGCCGCCAUCUUUACUGUGCAACUGGAUGACUACCUGAAUGGCCGGGCUGUACAGCAUCGUGAGGUUCAGGGCUUUGAGUCGUCCACCUUCUCCGGCUACUUCAAGUCUGGACUUAAGUACAAGAAAGGAGGCGUGGCAUCUGGAUUCAAACACGUGGUACCCAAUGAGGUGGUGGUCCAGAGGCUCUUCCAGGUCAAAGGACGCCGUGUAGUCCGUGCCACUGAGGUCCCUGUGUCCUGGGACAGUUUCAACAACGGCGACUGCUUCAUUCUGGACCUGGGAAACAAUAUCUAUCAGUGGUGUGGCUCCGGCAGCAACAAAUUUGAAAGGCUGAAGGCCACACAGGUGUCCAAGGGCAUCCGGGACAACGAGAGGAGCGGGCGUGCCCAAGUACACGUGUCUGAAGAGGGGGGAGAGCCAGAAGCCAUGCUGCAGGUGCUGGGCCCCAAGCCAGCUCUGCCUGAAGGUACCGAGGACACAGCCAAGGAAGAUGCAGCCAACCGAAGGCUGGCCAAGCUCUACAAGGUCUCCAACGGUGGGGGCAGCAUGUCAGUCUCCCUCGUGGCUGAUGAGAACCCCUUCGCCCAGGGCGCCCUGAGAUCUGAAGACUGCUUCAUCCUGGACCAUGGCAGAGAUGGGAAAAUCUUUGUUUGGAAAGGCAAGCAGGCCAACAUGGAGGAGCGGAAGGCCGCCCUCAAAACAGCCUCUGACUUCAUCUCCAAGAUGCAGUACCCCAGGCAGACCCAGGUUUCAGUUCUCCCAGAGGGCGGCGAGACCCCUCUCUUUAAGCAGUUCUUCAAGAACUGGCGGGACCCAGACCAGACCGACGGCCCAGGCCUGGGCUACCUCUCCAGCCACAUUGCCAACGUGGAGCGCGUGCCUUUCGAUGCCGCUACACUGCACACCUCCACCGCCAUGGCCGCUCAGCAUGGAAUGGAUGAUGAUGGAACUGGCCAGAAACAGAUCUGGAGAAUUGAAGGUUCCGACAAGGUGCCAGUGGACCCUGCCACAUACGGGCAGUUCUACGGAGGCGACAGCUACAUCAUUCUGUACAACUACCGCCACGGUGGCCGCCAGGGACAGAUCAUCUACAACUGGCAGGGUGCCCAGUCUACCCAGGAUGAGGUUGCUGCUUCUGCCAUCCUGACUGCCCAGCUGGAUGAGGAGCUGGGAGGAACUCCUGUCCAGAGCCGAGUGGUCCAAGGCAAAGAGCCUGCACACCUCAUGAGCUUGUUUGGCGGGAAACCCAUGAUCAUCUACAAGGGUGGCACCUCCCGAGACGGUGGGCAGACAGCUCCUGCCAGUAUCCGCCUCUUCCAAGUGCGAGCCAGCAGCUCUGGAGCCACCAGGGCUGUGGAGGUGAUGCCGAAGUCUGGUGCUCUGAACUCCAACGAUGCCUUUGUGCUGAAAACCCCUUCCGCUGCCUACCUGUGGGUGGGUGCAGGAGCCAGUGAGGCGGAGAAGACCGGUGCCCAGGAGCUUCUGAAGGUGCUUCGGUCCCAGCACGUGCAGGUGGAGGAAGGCAGUGAACCAGGUGCCUUCUGGGAGGCUCUGGGCGGGAAGACUGCCUACCGCACAUCCCCCAGGCUUAAGGACAAGAAGAUGGAUGCCCAUCCUCCUCGACUCUUUGCCUGCUCCAACAGGAUCGGACGCUUUGUGAUCGAAGAGGUUCCUGGCGAGCUUAUGCAGGAAGACCUGGCUACUGAUGACGUCAUGCUCCUGGACACCUGGGACCAGGUCUUUGUCUGGGUUGGAAAAGACUCCCAGGAAGAGGAAAAGACAGAAGCCUUGACUUCUGCUAAGCGGUACAUCGAGACAGAUCCAGCGAAUCGGGACAGGCGAACCCCCAUCACGGUCGUUAGGCAGGGCUUUGAGCCUCCUUCCUUCGUGGGCUGGUUCCUCGGCUGGGAUGACAACUACUGGUCAGUGGAUCCCUUGGACAGGGCCUUGGCUGAGCUGGCUGCCUGAGUAAGGACCAAAGCCACCAAUGUCACCAAUCAGUGCCUUUGAGGGUUGUCCAUCUCCCAAAGAGAUCAUAUGGCAAGCAGGAAAACUAUGGUGUGUGUGUGUGCGUUUUUGUUUUUGUUUUUUUACGGUAGCCAAAACAAGCCCUGUGAAAACUCAGGGUCUUUACAGAAUUGCUUCAAAUGUCUGUACUUUGGAAAUUAAAGCCAAUAAAAGCUUUUUGAAGUGUGUUC
Mus pahari (shrew mouse) is the source of this 2655-nucleotide messenger RNA. It is a transcript of the gene Gsn, whose product is annotated as gelsolin. NCBI's taxonomy places the organism in Eukaryota, Metazoa, Chordata, Mammalia, Rodentia, Muridae. The transcript is spliced from 17 exons. Gene Ontology annotation, molecular function: phosphatidylinositol-4,5-bisphosphate binding; actin filament binding. Gene Ontology annotation, cellular component: cytoplasm; actin cytoskeleton. Bases 80 to 2425 code for a protein of 781 amino acids. The record is from RefSeq and is a predicted model, not a curated record. Gene Ontology annotation, biological process: actin polymerization or depolymerization; barbed-end actin filament capping; actin filament severing.